Molecule: messenger RNA, 909 nt
Organism: Teleopsis dalmanni
Lineage: Eukaryota; Metazoa; Arthropoda; Insecta; Diptera; Diopsidae
Exons: 5
Coding region: 1-909 (302 amino acids)
Source: RefSeq, a predicted model, not a curated record
AUGUUCGAAUCCGCCGAGCAGCAUUGGCAACAGCCCCAAGAAAGCCCAUCGGGGCCCACCAAACUGGCACAUCAAUUUUGGUUCUCAUAUCCGCCACCAGGCGCUGGCGGAGGCUCUUCUAACAGCAAAACAUCACAAACGGACGAGGAGAAGCAACGUGACCGGCAGCGCAACGAACGCGAAGCCAAAAAAGAAGAACAGGACGCAAUUAAUUACAAGCGCGACAAGGAGGCACGUGAGGCACGUUUGUUAGAUUUUGAAAUCAGACGGCAACAGGAACGUGAAAAGAAAAAAGAAGAACACAAACAGCAACAUCAUCAGCAACAACAGCAACAACAGCAACAGCAACAACAGCAGCAACAGCAACUACAAAAACAAGCACAAAGUGAGAAGAGCCCGCCAACAACUUCUGCAUAUUCACAGCUGCAACAACAACAGCUGCAACAGCAACAACAACAGCUGCAGUUACAGCAACAGUUACAGCUACAACAACAACAACAACAGCAGCAGCAGCAGCAACAGCAACAGCAGCCUGGUGUGAGUGGUAUCAGUAUUAGUGGGCCAGCACUAAUACAACACACGCCACCGGAUCGUUCCCUGCCACCAGCAUUUCGUAGUCGUUCCAUUGAACGCGAGUUACUGCACGAACGGAAACGGUUUUCGGCACCGGAAACAGCUGAAUUUCGGGAGAAGCUAAGCACGACACCAUCACCGCAAACUAUUACUGGACCGCCGCCUCCAACACAUUCGGUGGUGGCGGGCCCACCGGCAACAGCAGCAGCUGCUACAGCUGCAAUAAUACCAAUUUUACCAUUAGGAGUUGCCACACUACGUGAUGACUCCACCGAGUCUGAGCAAUCCGUGACAUGCUCACAGGCCCAGCCAGAUGCGUAUCAUCGUAUAAUGUAA